Molecule: messenger RNA, 193 nt
Organism: Ilex paraguariensis (yerba mate)
Lineage: Eukaryota; Viridiplantae; Streptophyta; Magnoliopsida; Aquifoliales; Aquifoliaceae
Source: the annotation of a GenBank genome assembly
GUUACUGCUUGCUCCUGUUAGACUGGGAGGUCAGGCAAUUUCUUGGGCUGCUGGGAAGUUAGAAACUAGCCGGAAUGGACUCCCAAUAUCACCUUCAUCAUCAGAUGUUCAGAGCAGGUGUUGCAGGCUGCUGCAAAGCAUGAAUCUCAACAAUCUGAUACUGAGGAAAACCAAGAAACAUCUCCUGAAUUGA